Serpula lacrymans var. lacrymans S7.9 is the source of this 410-nucleotide messenger RNA. RefSeq lists its product as uncharacterized. The record is from RefSeq and is a predicted model, not a curated record. NCBI's taxonomy places the organism in Eukaryota, Fungi, Basidiomycota, Agaricomycetes, Boletales, Serpulaceae. The transcript has a single exon. The annotation marks the transcript as partial.
AUCAAUGCAUCACCCCCUUGACACUUCUGUUUCCUUUCUCAGUAACCUUGCGGUAAGUAAUAGCCGCUCACAUUGAGGAUAUGUCGUAUUCCACGUUCUCCUUUGGUGUUGUCUUAAAAAGCUUCUCCAUGUUUUAUCGUGACAGUUCGUCAUCGCUUAUGAUCGUCUAGCGGACUAUACAAGCCUGUCAUAAUGAGUUUAAAGCUGGGGUCCGCAAUCAAUAUCUUGAUUCAGGAAGAAUCAGAUAAAGGAUGGGGUUCUUUCAUUGCCGUCAUGUUCGGCUCGGAGAAUCACCCUUUUGUGAUGGCAGAUUCUACUAGUAUCUGUGAAAGCAUUGGGAUUUCAACCUCCUUUUGUCCAACUCAGCCUUCAAGAAAGGGGUGGGUAAAGCCUAGGUCGUCUAGAGACAC